This is a messenger RNA of Monodelphis domestica (gray short-tailed opossum), 4882 nucleotides long. RefSeq names its product lysocardiolipin acyltransferase 1 (gene LCLAT1). NCBI's taxonomy places the organism in Eukaryota, Metazoa, Chordata, Mammalia, Didelphimorphia, Didelphidae. Gene Ontology annotation, molecular function: acyltransferase activity. Gene Ontology annotation, biological process: phosphatidylinositol acyl-chain remodeling. The record is from RefSeq and is a predicted model, not a curated record. Gene Ontology annotation, cellular component: endoplasmic reticulum; endomembrane system.
AUCAGAAUGGAGGCUCGAGGCACGCAUUACUAAGGCGACGGGAGAGACGCCUUUGGGUUAAGAGCGAACGGGCUACCGCUUCGCCCUAGAGGUUGUGACCCCUUGCGGCUUCCUUAUCUCUCCCACUCCUCCCCGUUCCCGGGCGACUAGGUUUUAGUCCGUCCCAGAUCCGCUGGCUGGGCGGAGAUCGGAGCUGUCAAGUGCCCACGGGGGCGACGAAGAUGGCGGCGGUGACUUCAGCGGCGGUGUGGGGGACCCCCUUCCCGGGAGCCGGGAAGCUAUAACAUGAAUCCUCCGCCCGCCGCGCCCCAUCCCCAGGGAUUCCGACAUCGCCCGGCCUCGGUCUCCGAAUAACGGGCGCUCGCCCGGGCAAAGUUGGUGUGGUGGUGCUGGUGGCGGCGUCACCCGCUCAGAGCCAUGGUGUCACUGAAGGGAAUUUACUUUAUAAUUUCACUCUUUUUGGGAAGCUUUUUGGGAAGUAUUUUCAUGUUGGCUCCUUUUUUACCUUUGAUGCUUGUAAUGCCGUCCUGGUAUCGCUGGAUCAACAAUCGCCUUGUGGCAACCUGGCUCACACUUCCAGUGGCAUUGCUGGAGACUAUAUUUCGUGUAAAAGUGAUUAUAACAGGUGAUGCUUUUGUUCCUGGGGAAAGAAGUGUUAUUAUUAUGAACCAUCGGACAAGAAUGGAUUGGAUGUUUCUUUGGAAUUGCCUGAUGCGAUAUAGCUACCUCAGACUAGAGAAAAUCUGCCUCAAAUCCAGUCUCAAAAGUGUUCCUGGUUUUGGAUGGGCAAUGCAGGCUGCUGCCUAUAUCUUCAUUCAUAGGAAGUGGAAGGAUGAUAAAAGUCACUUUGAAAACAUGUUGAAUUAUUUCUGUGAUAUUCAGGAGCCACUUCAACUCCUCAUAUUCCCAGAAGGGACUGAUCUCACAGAAAACAGCAAAGCUAAAAGCAACGAGUUCGCUGAAAAAAAUGGACUUGAAAAAUAUGAAUAUGUCUUACAUCCAAGAACCACAGGCUUUACUUUUGUAGUGGAAUGCCUAAGAGAAGGUAAAAACCUUGAUGCCAUCCAUGACAUCACUGUGGCAUACCCUCAUAACAUUCCUCAAACAGAGAAACACCUCCUAAGUGGCAACUUUCCCAAGGAGAUCCACUUUCACAUCAACAGAUAUCCAGUAGAAAGUCUACCAGAAACCAAGGAGGAACUUCAAGUCUGGUGCCACAAAAGAUGGCAAGAGAAAGAAGAUCGACUCCGUAUGUUCUAUGAGGGCCCAAAGAAUUUUUACUUCACAGGGAAGAGUGUGAUUCCACCUUGCAAAUCAGAGUUUAGGGUACUAAUGGUCAAAUGGAUGUCCAUCCUGUAUUGGACCUUCUUCACCCCUGCUAUGUUUAUUCUCUUAUAUUUCUACAGCAUUGUUCGGUGGUAUUUUUUAAUUAUAAUUCUCUUUUUUGUGCUACAAGAGAAAAUAUUUGGUGGACUAGAAGUCAUUGAACUUGCAUGUUACCGAUAUUUACAUAAACGACCACGUGUAGAUGACAAGAGAAACGAUUGAGAAUACAGGAUUCACAGGCCAGAAACUUGAUUUUUUUAAAAUGUUCUACAUACAGCCUUUGUAAACUGAGAUUUUUUUGCAUGAAAAUUUCAAAUUUUUCUUACUUCCAUCAUUCUUUGUUAAAGACAUUUUGCACUUGAUUUUGUGAAAAGGAAAAAAAAAAGAUGUUGCUCUAUAUGAAAAUAGUUUUUAACCUCAGAAUGUAAUUUUAAUAUUGCUUCAGCAAGGAGUUACAGUGGUAAAAUAAUUCUUGCUGGAUUAUUAAACAAUCAUUAGGCUGUUAAUAGGCAGGGUACCCAAUGGAUUUGUAAACUCCAAUACUAUCAUCCAGCCAAAUUGUGUAGCCAAAGGAGAUAGAUCUGGGACUUGUAUCCCCUAGCACAAAUCAAGUCUCUACCCAGAAGAGUGGAGGUAGGUCACCUCACUUAUUCAUAUGAAUUGUAUCUUUUUUACAUUUUCCUCUAUGUUGCCCUAACCACCCUUUUCCCUAUAGCUGUCCUCAUUCUAGCUUCCUUUUGGUGCCUGACUGAAACUCCCUGCCCUGCCUCUAUAUUAGUCACAUGAUUUGACAACCAAUCAGUACAAAGAACCUGAUCAUUCAUAAGAAGUUCCUAUUUGGCUUUUGGUGACCCUCAGAGUGAAGAAUCAUAUGUUCCCCUUUGCCCAAGGAGGGAACCAGGUCUAAAAAUAAACAGAGGCUUACCAACUUUUAAACCUCAAUGUGAAUUUUACAAUGAGAGAUUUUGCUGGUUUUCAUAUCUUCAUUUUGUAGUACUUCAUUUUCUUCUCAUUGUUAUAUGAUUGGUGCCAGUUUUUCUUCAGUAUAUUGAUAGUUGAUACCUUUUGGUCCCAAUAUGAAAAAAUAUACGUUUUUUCUUCCCCAUCUCUCCCAAAAGCUAAGUACAAUCUGAAAUGAUUAUAACAAAUAUGGAUUCUCAAAUAUUUCUGAAAGCCUACAGUAAAGGGAAGACUAUGUUUUGUCUCUCUGUGUAAAAAUCUACUUAGCCCUUUAAAAAAAAAAAAGCUUUAAACAUAGGUAAUUAUGAGCAAUAGCCAAAAUUACACGACAAAAGAACAUCAUAUCCCUGACAAUUCAGACUACUUAGUUAACAUUUUUUUUUGUUCUGGACAGUGGCUUCUAUUCUAGGUUUUAGCUUUGUUUUGCAAUAAAAGGGGUGUACAUAUAGUAAGCUUGGUGUACUGAACAGGUUCUUUUGCAGGAAGUACCCAUUCAACUGGAAAGAACAUUGCUAAAAAAUCAUUUUUGUUAGAAAGCAAAGCAUAUUAACUAUGUCUCCUAUUGGAAAACUGACCUAUAUUUAUCUAUCCCCUGCCCUAAGGGAAGACAGCUGCUUUUAAUUCUCUGCACUUAGCUACUAAUUAGUUAUUACAUACAUGUGCUGAAAGCCAUCUGUUUAACUUCAUGGCUUUUUGUUUUAUUUGGGGAUUGGAAGGAAGUUAACCUUUUUCCAUUAUAAAAGUAGUUUCUAAUUUAGGUUUUUCUCAGACUUCCUUUGGCUAUAUUUAGAAAUCCAAAAAGAGUUUGACAAUUGGGACUGCUCUGUUAUAGGUGUGAAGAAAAAAAGGCUCUACUUCUGUCCUGAAGGUAGUUAUAAUAUAGUUUUUAUAAGCUGAAAUCAUAGCUACUGUUCAAAGCUAUGAAGCUCUCUGUCCAGGAAACAUUUUCUGUCUAAUCUGAUGCACUUUCAAUUUGAACCUUGAAAAGGAAAACAUUUUUUUUUCCCACAGAAAACAUCUUUAAGACAAACUCUAAGGCCCCUUUCUGGGGUUCAGAAUAAGAUAUUAUAGACACCCCCACACCAGGGAGAAGUGGUUUUUACAAGGCACUAAGAGUUACAAAUGGUGACCCUUGGGGUGGAGUGGGUGGAGAGAAAAUGAAAUAAACACUUUUUGUCUUGAGAAAGCAGCUUCCACUUCCUGCUUUGAACUGGAAAAAAAAACAGUUUUUUUUUCUCAGACAUUUUUCAUCUUUUAAAAAGGUUCUUUAAAUAUAUUUUUCAAAAUUUGUAAAGCAAUUAGUACCUGUUUGUAAUAUUUAAUUGCUUAGGGGAUGACUCAGAAAAUUUAAUAUGAAAAUGGCAAAGAUGUAUCCAUAUAUCUUCAGUCCUUUACAUCUUCCAUAGCCCUCUACCUUGGUGCUCUAAAAGAAAGAGAGCUCCUUCUCUCCUGGCUGCAGUUCAAUUCAAAGAUAAUAAUCUUUUAAUCUAUGGAAAGUAUACUUGACAGCCUUGGAAAUUAUUAUAAUUUAGUUGUCCAAAUGUUCAAUUUUAAAAUUGCCAUUCUGUGAAAUUUUAAAUAAAUAAAAGUCAGCAUGUUUUAUACAGGGCAUGGACCAUGAUUUCCUCCAAGACCCAUAAGAAGAGUUACUAAUUAAGUAAGGAUCUUUUUUCCAGACCUGAGUGGAUUAUCAACAAUGACAUAUGACAGUAUACCUCAUUAAUUUGAACAGUCAUUAAAAGUACAUGGUAAAAGAUGAUCAUUUGUGAACUGUAAGGAGCAGGGAGACGUGUAAGAAAGACCUCCUUUUUAAGGCUUCACAUAAAAUUGUAUAUAUCACUUUGUUAGUCAAAUUCAGAAUACAAAAAUAAUAGCCCACUUCUACUUAAACUAUCUUACAGUUAGGUUGAUUGGAAUAUGGAGUCGCUCUAACAAUAAUGAAUCAGAAGCCUUAGUGCUAAGGGGCAAUUCUGUAAGCUGAUUGUUCAUAAAAAAAUAUAUUGGAGAUGUGACCUCCUGCUUUCUUUGCUCAGUCUCUAAGCUCUAGUCCCAACAGCCAUACCCUUCUGCACUUUACAGCAGCAGUUCCACUAGAGGAACUUGUUGGUGAAUUGUUUACAUUUCUUUGAAUGAACGACAUGCUUUUAGUGCCUUGGUUAAGGGUCUGGUUUAAUUUCAGGUAUUUCUGCACUAUGUCCCUUAGACAAAGGUUUCUUUUUAUUAACUCAUGGGGGGAAAAACGGUUUAGGCCUACGGUCUCUAACUAUUUGUUACUAUUGUUGGUAAGCAUCACUUCAUGGCAACAUUUAGGUAAUAGCUUAAAUCCAGGGCAUUUAUUGGCACAUUUGUGAGCAGUGAUAUAGGAUGCAUAAAGGAAUUUGCUGAUGACUGUUGCCUUCACUUUAAAUUUUGAUUUCAGAAAGAGAUUUUUGCUUUUUGAUAGCUUGAUCUUGUAAGAAGAGUUUUAUGAAAAAUAUGAAGAUAUGAAAACUCACAGAAUUGCCUUAGUUUUCAUCAUCCAUGAAUAUGUUAAGAUGUUUGUGAGUCAUGUAUCAGUGAUGUAUCAUACAUCCCAAAAUAAAAUGGAAUACUUAAA